Chlamydomonas reinhardtii is the source of this 3001-nucleotide messenger RNA. RefSeq lists its product as uncharacterized. The record is from RefSeq and is a predicted model, not a curated record. Lineage: Eukaryota; Viridiplantae; Chlorophyta; Chlorophyceae; Chlamydomonadales; Chlamydomonadaceae. The coding region runs from base 771 to 2891 and encodes 706 amino acids. The transcript has 20 exons.
CCAGAUGAGUCAUAGUUAAUUAAGUGGCUUGAACACGUAGAUAAGCUCGUAGUUACACAGUAGCACGAAUCCAGUACAACGGAUGAUCUUGUUGGGCAAGCUGAGCGCGACGGUCAGCACCAAACUCACUACUGCUGGCGCAAACCGCGAGUGUCACACAUCAGUAUCUGGUAUGGCCUAUUCAUCAUAAAUAGGCGGCGGGUCACAAUCUGGCUGGAGCGAGAAGCAACUUCGCGAUUUCAUGGACAGUUGAGAUGAGGUACUUUCGAAACCUUGGGCCGGCUGCACGACGUGGCAUGGGCGCAGCCGACUUUUCCGCUUGAGAACCUUUCUAUCCAAGACUUCACUGCAAUUAAGGAUGACUGAGACAAAUCAAAUCGUCACAACAAUCCUAACAAAACCCAUAGAGAGAACUCUCGCCUGGAUCCUGUAAUCGAUGGCGACGGGCCGACCGUUUCUCACUGGCCAUUUCGUGGGGACUUGUGACGGUCACACCGCAUACAGAGUGUCACUGACUGAGGGCUGCUCACGAGUGCACACUGCACAGCCAAUCGACUUUGCCUCAACCAGCAUAACUUUUAACGUAUGCAAGCUCAACAUUAUUAUUCACCAAUAUCUAAAUCAUAGUAGCAAGGAGAAAGUACUAGCGCGUUCAGAAAGUCGCCGAUUCCUGACAAGGCCAGCCAAGGCAUCUGGCUUUGCGGACUCGUCACUGCCUAUUGUAUAAGAGUAUGUCACAAUCAGCUUGAUGCCCUUAUGUUGGCUGGGCGAUGCGAGGCACAGUGGUGGUCGCGGUGUUGCUCUGGCUGGCAGCGGCAGCCGCGGACCUAACAGUUAUUGAAGAGAGCUGUGCUCGUGGCAGCUUUCGUCAGCUUGCGCUGAGUUGCUCUGGCAGUUCGGACUAUGCUGCGACGUCUAAGGACCCGCUCAUGUCUCCCCGCGUUGCGCUUGCUGCCAUCCUGCACGCGUGCUUGGGCUCGCCAUCGUCACCACGCCCGUUGCGCAUCAUCAGCCCCACCGGGUCAUACACCCAGCCUAUCUACCGGCUGACCGCAGCAUACAGCGCGACGACGCAAGUGCCCGUCAACUACAUCACUCUUCCCCUGUUGCAGUACACAACGAGUCGCCAAAGCAUGUUGCUGGACGCGAACCCGCCAACAAACAGCACCGGCUAUGAUGCGCUGGUUGCAAGCGCCACUGCGUAUGGGGAUGCAGCUCAGGUUCCGGGCAAGCUCUUGGAUCUGUCGUACCUCGUGGUCAAUGACCCGGUCGUGGAUUGGCAGGACAUCCCCGCCGCCCUGCGCGCCUCCAUGACCAUGUACGAUGGGAAGAUUGUGGCGCUGCCGCUGGCGCCUGCAGCCUUUCUCACGUUUUACAGGCUGGACAUCUUCCAGCGCGACAACCUCACCGUGCCGCAGACGUGGGAGCAGUUUGCGGACCUGGCGGAACGCUACCACAACGGACCCGACGGCCUGGUGGGCGCUUGCAUCAUGCCCAUUGGGUGCCGCGGCGAGUCGCUGAUGUUGCGAACCAUUUAUGCCAGCUACGUCCAAACUCAGGGCCACAGCCAGGGAGUCUACUGGGACCCCGAGACCAUGCAACCUCUGGUCGCCUCGCCAGCAAUGGAGGCGGCCCUGCGGAUCUUUCGGCGCCUGUAUGCUGUGGGGCUGACCAACUCCCAUGCGCCCAACUGCUUGAUGACGGAAUUCAAUGAAGGCAAAUGCCUCUUGUCCAUAGCGCCAGGAUCUCGUUUCAAGGAGGCAAACAUUGGUGACCCCAAUGUGACUGUGGUCCGCGGUCGCAUCGGCGUCGCGCCCCUUCCGGGGUCCACGCGUGUUCUGGACCGGAACAGCAUGGCGCUGGUGCCUUGCGACAAGCAGCGCUGUCCACUGGCCGAGGGCGCCGUGGAGCAGGAUGGUGUGAUGGUCCCUGUGAACCGGCCAUCCACAGUGGCGUCUGCCAUCAUCCUUAUCAAUGGCCUGUCGCCGCUGCAGUACCAGUUUACUGCGUACGAAUUAUUCGCGCUGCUCACGGCCUCAAGGAUCACGGACGCGCAAACCGUGCUGCUCGAAAUCAACGAUCAACUGCCGCUGAGGUUGCAGGAGCUGUCCACAGACUAUCUGCCGCUGUGGGUGAAACGAGGCUACGACCCACAGGACACAACGCGCUUCCUCACGGUCUAUAAGCGGGUGAUGGGAUGCGGGAAUGUCAGCCCGGACCUCAAAAUCCGCCUCACCAGCAACGUAACGUCUGCGCUGCUGGCUGCUGCUCUUCAGUACAACGACCCGCACACGCCAGAGUCCGCGCUGCCGGCGGUCCUGACUCGACUGCAGGCCGUUCUUGACGGCAUUGCAGCCGCUGAACGUAGCCCAGAGGCCUUCGCGCAGCAAUACCGCAGGUCACUGAACUGGGUGCCCUCAGCAACAAACUCCCCGGGCUCGGCGGCAAGUCAGCAACCGCCUCCAGGCACUAGGGGCGACGACGCUAGGCGACGCAGUACGACGCGGGCUGUGGCGCUCUCAGUCAGCUGUGGGGUGCUGCUGGCCCUGGUGGCGGCGGGCGCCUUCCUACUGCGCAGGCAACUGCACCUGAGGAGACAGGCGCGACGCGGCGCGGCGGAGGAAGCGCCGCCCGGUGUGGGCGAGCUGACCACACUCGUGGUCACGGACAUGUUUGAGAGCACACUGCUGUGGGAGUGCUUGCCUGCUGUAGUGAUGGACCAGGUGCUGACGAUACAUCAUGACAUCAUGCGCGAGACGCGUGUGGCGUGCAAGGGCUUUGAAAGCGCGACGGAGGGAGAUUCGUUCAUCAUCGCCUUCAAGUCGCCAAGCGCAGCAGUGUCAUUUUGUCUGAGGGCCCAACAGGCGCUACUGGAUGCGCCCUGGCCCUAAGAGCUCCUAACUUUCACACUACCGCCAGCGUCAGCUGGCCAACAGCCCACGGUGCCAGGAGCGGUCGCGGGUGCGGACGCGAACUGGAACUUCGCGCUCCCAGAGGAUGG